Cygnus atratus (black swan) is the source of this 1712-nucleotide messenger RNA. RefSeq names its product G protein-activated inward rectifier potassium channel 4-like. The record is from RefSeq and is a predicted model, not a curated record. Lineage: Eukaryota; Metazoa; Chordata; Aves; Anseriformes; Anatidae. The transcript has 3 exons. Gene Ontology annotation, cellular component: plasma membrane. Gene Ontology annotation, biological process: regulation of monoatomic ion transmembrane transport; potassium ion import across plasma membrane. Bases 18 to 1712 code for a protein of 564 amino acids. Gene Ontology annotation, molecular function: inward rectifier potassium channel activity.
CCACAGCGCCCUGUGCCAUGGCCGCCGUGCUGACCGCCGCCGCCAGCAGCACGGAGCCACAGUGGGAGAGCGGCCUCUGCACUCACAACGGCGUGGGUGGCAGCUGGCUGCUCCGCGAGGAGUCCCGGGGCCGGAGGAACUCCAUCCCACCCGCGCAGGCGCCCACCGCCAGGCACAUGCUGGCCUACCUGCCGCGGCCACCCACCGACUCCAGCCGCUACAGCACCUUCCCCCAGAAGCCCAAAGGCCCAGCCACCCCUGUGUUCCUGGCAGACGACAGCCAACAGCAAAAGGCCACCAGCGCUGCUGAGAAAAGAGCCCUAGUCCCAAACGAUCUCCACCCGCCCUACAGCACUGUCAUCCCCGGUGAGCUGGCUCUGCUUCAGAGACGAGCACACUCAGAGGACAUUGUGCCCGCCAGGCGCUGGCCCAGCACCUCCAUCAGCACUGGCGACCUGCCCAAGCACCGCCGCACGUCACGCCAUGACCCACUGCCCAUGCCACGGGACGUCUCCACCCGCUGGUACCCGUGGCACACGCACAGCGUGCCCACCAUCCCCAGCCCUGUGCAGAGCAAAACACCCACCCGGAGCAUCGUCUCCAUCCCCUCUACAGAGAAGCUGCAGACCCGGCGCUGCAAGCUCAUGGAGGACGAGCGGCCGCUCAGCUUGGCGAGCAAGCAGCAGAGGCAGCGCUACGUCACCAAAGUAGGCAAGUGCCAGGUGAACCUGGGCAACAUCCAGGAGAAGAAGAGGUUCCUCUCAGACAUUUUCACCACUAUCGUGGACCUCAAGUACCGCUGGUUCCUCUUCGUUUUCAUGAUGUGCUAUAUUGUCACCUGGGUUGUCUUUGGCACCAUCUAUUUCUUCGACGCAUGGAUAAGGGGUGACAUCGACCACAUUGGCGAUCCAGAGUGGAAGGCGUGCAUCGAGAACGUGGACAAUUUCAUAUCUGCCUUACUCUUCUCUGUGGAAAGUCAGAGGACCAUUGGCUACGGCUCCAGGAUCGUGACUGCCAACUGUGCCGAAGGCGUCAUCCUGCUCAUGGCACAGUCCAUCAUUGGGUCCAUGAUUGAUGCCCUUAUGGUGGGCUGCAUGUUUGUCAAGAUCUCCAGGCCCAAGAAGCGUGCCCAGACCUUAAUCUUCAGCAAAAACUGCGUCAUCUCCCACCGAGACGAGAAGCUCUGCCUGAUGUUCCGCAUCGGGGACCUCCGGGAGAGCCACAUGGUGGAUGCAAAAAUAAGAGCCAAACUGAUUAAAUCCAGACAGACCAAAGAAGGGGAGUUCAUCCCCUUGGAGCAGUCGGAGCUGAACCUGGGCUACGACACAGGGGAGGACAGGUUGUUCCUGGUGGAGCCCCAGAUCAUCUGCCAUGUCAUCAACCAGCGCAGCCCCUUCUGGGACAUGUCGGCAGAGUCGCUGAGGAGGGAGCAGUUUGAGAUCAUCAUCAUCCUCGAGGGCAUUGUGGAGGCCACGGGGAUGACGUGCCAGGCCCGCACCUCGUACACCGAGGACGAGAUCCUGUGGGGGUACCGCUUCGAGCCCUGCAUGUGGCUGGAGAAGGGCGCCUUCCGCGUGGACUACAGCCGCUUCGAGCUCACCUUCGAGGUGCAGACCCCGGCGGCCAGCGCCAAGGAGAUGCAGGAGAUGGCGGAGCUGCAGCGCCGGGGCCGCGCCACCACCGGCCUGGGCUGGGCCCCGCCGCCCGUCUGA